Messenger RNA from Pterocles gutturalis (yellow-throated sandgrouse), 1068 nucleotides. RefSeq names its product calcium binding tyrosine-(Y)-phosphorylation regulated (gene CABYR). Gene Ontology annotation, cellular component: cytoplasm; sperm fibrous sheath. Lineage: Eukaryota; Metazoa; Chordata; Aves; Pterocliformes; Pteroclidae. Gene Ontology annotation, molecular function: calcium ion binding. Gene Ontology annotation, biological process: sperm capacitation. The record is from RefSeq and is a predicted model, not a curated record. The transcript is spliced from 5 exons. The coding region runs from base 1 to 1068 and encodes 355 amino acids.
AUGGAGUCUUCAAAGGUGGAGCUGGUUGUUCCACAGGACCUCAAGAUCCUGCUUGAGGGGGUGAGCCGAGCUGUUAUACAAAACAACACAGAUGACAUUGCUGAGUUUAUUGCUCUCUAUUUCCAAGAUCUUGUUGCCUUGCGAACAGAGAAUUCAGACCUGGAUAUAACAGAACUGAUUAACAAGUUUGAGUAUGUUAGAGGUAAGAAAGUUGCUGCCUUGGUAAAAAGUCUCUCUCCGUCUUUCUUAAAGCCCCCUUUAAAAAAUAGAAAUGAGGAACUAGAGGAGAAAAUAUCAGAGCACCUAGAUACUUUGUUUUCUGGCAAGCCUGAGAAAAGGGAGAAGUGUACUGACACUGAGGAAGACCAGCUCCUUGAAGAACCUGAUAUUGAGUAUAGCUCACAACAAACUCAGUACCCAUCAGUUGCCAGUUCCAUUGCAGAAACCAUAUCCUCCACUGGAUAUGAUGGCGCUUCAGCCCCUGAGGGCCCUGAACUGGCGUAUGUCCCUGCUGACCCUGCACAGCUUGCUGCCCAUGUGCUAGCCAUGGCAUCAAGUGAAGCAGCACAGCCACCACUACCUUCUAAUGUGUGGACACUCUAUUGCCUAACUGACUUGAGACAAGGUCAAAAAUCACCACCCUCUCUUCCUCCUGAUGGAGCUGGUGUUCCUUGUUCCCAGGCCCCCCUCUGUCUUUCCAGGGGGGAAGAUCAACAAUAUGGUCAGCUGUCAGAAGUACCUGCUCCAAUUUAUGUGAUGCAAGAAGAAAGCAAGAGGGGAAAUGCUCCCCCUUUCAUUCUAGUGGGCUCUAAUGUUCAGAACACAGAGGACUGGAGACCUAUUCCUAGCUACGCUGUUGUUGCACAGCAACAUACAGGUGUUAGGAGGAGAUUCACUACAGUCCUAAUACCGGUUGCCAGGCCAGCUGCUGAGGAAACAGAUACGCCAAGUCCCAGUUCUAAUCCUGCAGAGGAAGCUGCAGCUAAGCUGUGCCCUCCUGAUGUUUUCUCAGUUGCCAUCCCUCUGGAUGAUGUGAUGUCUGCAAAGAAAAGGCUUGGCAGCUGGUGA